AAUUAUGACUACAGUUGAAGAGCUUCAUCGGUAGACCCCAAAAAGUACUGAGCGAAAAUGUGACGCCUCUUUUGUUCUUUUAAAGGUAAACAACUGUGAAAAAGUUAUUUAACUUUAAGUUUUAGUAGCUAACUUCAAAAAUUUUAAGCUUCAAGUCACACAUCGAAGACACAAACAGUUGAAGAAUUUUGCAUUUUAAAUUCAUUACUUAAUCAUUCCCAUCUUGCUACAUCAAUGAUCUAUUAUGACUUGAAGAUUUCCCAUCUUCAGUUAAACUAGCCGUGUUCCUCAGCAACUCGCCAAAGCGAAUUCGAGCUCUUCAUUGGGAAGAUCUAAGUAAUUUUCGCAGUGUUCAUCGCGUUUUGGGUCGGUGAUUGUUCUUACGCGAGAUUAUAUAACAUGCAAGUACAUAAAGUACUCAUUAUUUCAACUUUAAGUGUGUGAAUACAUAAGUGAGUUAAUUUGCCUGCCCAGUUGCUUCCCAGUGAUUUCAGAGUGUUUACUAGUUGCAACCCAUCCAAGUCAAAAAUCCAUGAAAUUAGUACAAAAGCAACAAAAACCUUGCCCUAAUGAAGACUCCACUUGCUCUAGUCGCCAAUUGGUGGCGGUCUUCUGUAGACCCUGAAGUUAUUCUGAAAGAGUAUCGAAGUUUUCAGAGCUCUGAACCUUCUAUUCCAAGAUUUCCAUCAACACUUUCCUACGAUAAUGCAACCGAUAUCUACGAAAGCAUCACGGGCUUUAACCCCGUAUCUUUAAAUUAUGACUCAAUUAUUACGUCUUUAGAUGACCUAAACAGGUAUAAAUCCAGUAAAUUUCGAAUUCCCAGUGAAAUUGAAUGGCACAUCAUUGGGCCCGAAUACGUGAAAGAUCUGUUUAAAGAUGCAAAUGAUAUAGAAGUAAAUAUCGGGUUUUUAUGGGCAGCUUUUUUGAAACGAGCUGAUUUAGUUGGUGUUUUUCUGGAACUUGGAGCUGACCUGAGCUUCCACGAACCGAACUAUGGACUAACCGCUCUCCACUUGGCAGCUUUCGCUGGCUGCAAAUCCACCACUGAAUUUCUCCUAUCACAAAAAGAAUGCUACGUUAACUUGAUGUACAAAUGCUAUUCACCUCUUCAUUGUGCUGCCUUUGGAAACAAUCCAGAAAUCGCAUCGAUUUUGUUGGAAGCCGGAGCAAACAUUGACGCCAUUUCCAAUGAUCUUCAGAACAACCUGGAAGGCGUUUUGCAUUGUGCUGUUCGAAGCAAAGCGGUUGAUUGCUUAGAACUUUUAUGCACAAAAGGCGCCAACGUUAAUCAAUUGGACAGCUGUGGACGGACAGCAAUACAUUUAGCUGCAGAGCUGGGAAGUGCUGAAUGUCUUCGAAUUUUGGUGCAAGCGAAAGGCGCCAAUAUCGAUUAUCAAACUAAGGAAAAACAGCAUACAGCUUUGCAUGUUGCUGCUCAGCAGCGGCAUGUGAAUUGUGUGGAUGUUCUUUUGGAUUAUGGAGCUUUGCCAAACAUCGUCGAUUACAAACACCGCACUCCUCUUCACUUGGCAGCCAAAAGCCAAAGCAACGAAUGCGUGAAAUUGCUGCUUCAGAAAGGCAAAACCAAUCCAAAUCUACCAGAUGCGAAUCAAAGAAUGCCUCUUCACUUAAGCGUUGCUGAACCCCAUCAAACAAUCAAUUGCGUUACAAUGAAAACGCUAUUAAGAUUUGGUGCUGAUGUUAAUGCAAAAGACUCUAAAGGCUGCACCCCGUUGCAUUUAGCUGCCACUAACGAACUGCCCAAGUAUGUGGAAACUUUGAUAUUACACAAUGCAGAUAUAACAGCCACAUGUGAUGGAGGUGUUACCGCUUUGGGAAUGAUCUACCGGAAAACGCCGGCUAGUAUGGACACCAUUAGGAAGAAACUGGAUGAAUGUAUUGUUCUUAAAAGUCAGGAUUGUAGCAGCAGAGAGUCGGAGCUGGAAGUGAAUUUCACUCCCAUAUUGCAGCACUGUUAUCCUAAUGAAAUUGAGUUCCUAAAAACUCUUCUGGUUGAAGGGCAAAAGGAGCUGCUUUUACACCCGGUGUGCCGGGCAUUUCUUCACUUGAAAUGGAAGAAGAUCAGAAAAAUUUUUGUCUUCAGAGCCAUCUGGAGCUUUUUGCUGGUCUUAUUGAUGUCUUCCUUUGUUUUAAUGGGGUUGGCAAAACACUGCUACAACGUCAGCAAAAACAUCACCCUGACCACCUACGACCUGGACAGAGAUCUGUGUAUCAACCACUCUUUUGCUGGAAGCUUUAUAGUUGCACAUCCUUUCAUACUAGAGCUGCAAUGGUACUUGAUGCUCAUACUUGCCUUGGCAAUAGUUGUUAGGAAGUUAUGUGCGAUUUCAGCCUAUUCUUCCUUCAUCCAGUACUUUCGUUCUAUGCAAAACUUACUAGAUUGGAGCACUGUGGUUGUGGUAUUUCUCAUAUCCUUCAUCUAUACUGGCCGAACUUACAUAUGGCAAAACCACGUUUGUGCCUUUGGGGUGUUGAUCGUCUGGUACAACUUCUUCUACCUACUCGGUCAGUUUCCCUUCUUCGGCACCUACAUAGCAAUGUAUUCGUCCGUCCAGAAAGAGUUUCUCAAGCUGCUACUGAUCUUCUCUUGCCUGCUUAUGGGCUUCAAUGUGAGUUUCUGCGUGUUGUUUCCAAACUCCCAGCUUUUUCCAAACGUCUACAUCGGAUUCAUUACGGUGCUCGCCAUGGCUAUUGGCGAAGCCAAUCUUGAUCUCAUCACAGAUCCCAACAAACAAGACGAAAUCUUCAUGUUGCGCGGUUCAGCUCAAUUUAUUUACGCAAUCUUCAUUACUUGCGUGACAAUAAUACUCCUCAAUCUCCUAGUGGGCAUAGCCGUGCAUGACAUUCAGGGCCUUAAAAAGACGGCAAAAUUGACCAAACUCACUAAAGCCACUGAACUGAUAUCUUGCGUGGACAGAGCCCUGUUCGCAAAUUACUUUGACAAAAUAUUCUUGCCUGAGGUUUGGCGCUGGAGCACUUUGAUAUCCACUAAUGGAUAUUAUGCGGUCACCGUGAAGAUCUACAAUCACCAACAGGGCCUUCUGCCGUCCGAUAUCAUUCAUGCGGCAUAUGAGGUAGCCAGGAAGCAUAAGAAACGAAACAGAAGUAGCAAAUCUCAUGACCAAGGUAAAAUUUCGAUGGCACCAAGGGAGCAAUUAUCCAGGAAAAUUAGUUCGAAGAACUUUGCAAAUGAAGUGGAUGUGAGCGGUUUGCAAAAGGAUGUAAGAAAUUUGAGCAAUCAGGUGGCCAAUAUGAAGGAGAUGUUGGAGAGCCAUCAACGAUUAAUGGAGCAGAUUCUGCGGUCGGUGAAUGCCGGCGAUAAAGGCAUAUAUUUUUAGGCCACUUGGUGUUGGGAAAACGGAGUUCAAAUCAUGCCAGCGCAGCUAAAUAAUUCAUUCGAACCCCGAGGGAUGUUCUAAAAGGUGCAACUCAUGCGGUCUGAAGGAAAAGGAAUCAACUAAAUGCUGAUUAAGAGCAAAACUAUUCAACCUUCUAUGUUAUACUGGUCGAAAUGUAAAAAAGAUGUUUAUGAAAAUAACAUAAUAAAGAAUCAUGUUGA
Dendroctonus ponderosae (mountain pine beetle) is the source of this 3583-nucleotide messenger RNA. Its product is annotated as transient receptor potential channel pyrexia. The transcript has 7 exons. Bases 570 to 3362 code for a protein of 930 amino acids. Gene Ontology annotation, biological process: transmembrane transport; monoatomic ion transport. Gene Ontology annotation, molecular function: protein binding; monoatomic ion channel activity. Lineage: Eukaryota; Metazoa; Arthropoda; Insecta; Coleoptera; Curculionidae. The record is from RefSeq and is a predicted model, not a curated record. Gene Ontology annotation, cellular component: membrane.